UAAUGUUAAAAAUUUUCUUUUUUCAUCAUCAGCUACUGUCUAUGGUAUACCUAAAUAUUUACCACUUGAUGAAAAACAUCCAUGUAUUGGUGAUGCUAUUACUAAUCCAUAUGGUAAAAGUAAAUACAUAUGUGAACAUAUUCUUAAAGAUACAAUAGUUGAUCAUCCUAAAUGGAAUAUCAUUCUUCUACGUUUUUUUAAUCCUGUUGGUGCUCAUAAAACAGUAGCUGUUGGUCGUUUACCAAAUGUUAAUAUUUUUGGUACUGAUUAUGAUACUCUAGAUGGUACAGGUGUUCGAGAUUAUAUACAUGUUGUUGAUGUAGCUAUACGUCAUAUUGCAGCAAUGAAACAAUUUGAAAUGAAUUGUGGUUUAAAAAUUUAUAAUCUUGGUACUGGUAAAGAUUAUUCUGUAUUAGAAAUGAUUAAAGCAUUAGAAAAAGCAUCAGGCAAAACCAUAUCUUAUAAAGAAUGUUCUCGACAUCCAGGUGAUCUUGCAACUGUUUGUUUAUGCUGA
This is a messenger RNA of Rotaria sp. Silwood1, 514 nucleotides long. The record is from the annotation of a GenBank genome assembly. NCBI's taxonomy places the organism in Eukaryota, Metazoa, Rotifera, Eurotatoria, Philodinida, Philodinidae.